Toxotes jaculatrix (banded archerfish) is the source of this 1089-nucleotide messenger RNA. RefSeq names its product motilin receptor (gene mlnr). The transcript is spliced from 2 exons. The coding region runs from base 1 to 1089 and encodes 362 amino acids. Lineage: Eukaryota; Metazoa; Chordata; Actinopteri; Toxotidae. Gene Ontology annotation, biological process: G protein-coupled receptor signaling pathway. Gene Ontology annotation, molecular function: G protein-coupled peptide receptor activity. The record is from RefSeq and is a predicted model, not a curated record. Gene Ontology annotation, cellular component: plasma membrane.
AUGCCCUGGACAAGACCGGUGGACUUUCAUGCUGGUGGAGCGGAGGCCAUGGACCAGUACAGCACAGACGACCACCACUACGAGGGCUCCCUGUUCCCCACCUCCACCCUCAUCCCUGUCACUGUCAUCUGCAUCCUAAUCUUCAUCGUUGGGGUGACGGGAAACACCAUGACCAUCCUCAUCAUCCAGCACUUCAAAGACAUGAAGACCACCACCAAUCUCUAUCUGUCCAGCAUGGCGGUGUCUGACCUCAUCAUCUUCCUCUGCCUGCCCUUUGACCUCUAUCGCCUGUGGAAGUAUGUGCCCUGGCUGUUUGGGGAGGCGGUGUGUCGCUUCUAUCACUACAUCUUCGAGGGCUGCACCUCGGCCACCAUCCUCCACAUCACAGCCCUGAGCAUCGAGCGCUACCUGGCCAUCAGCUUCCCCCUCAGGAGCAAGGUGGUGGUGACCAGACGUAGGGUCCAGUACAUCAUCCUUGCCCUGUGGGGUUUCGCCCUGGUUUCUGCAGCUCCCACUCUCUUCCUGGUCGGGGUGGAGUAUGACAAUGAUACACACCCGGACUACAACACGGGUCAGUGCAAGCACACCAGCUACGCCAUCAGUUCCGGACAGCUGCACAUCAUGCUCUGGGUGUCCACCACAUACUUUUUUUGCCCGAUGCUCUGUCUCAUCUUCCUCUACGGCUCCAUCGGGUGCAAGUUGUGGAAAAGCAAAAAUGAUCUGCAAGGCCCCUGUGCAUUGGCCCGUGAGAGAUCACACAGGCAAACAGUCAAGAUACUGGUGGUGGUGGUGCUGGCCUUCAUCAUCUGCUGGCUCCCGUACCACAUCGGCAGGAACCUCUUUGCCCAGGUGGACGACUACGAAACAGCCAUGCUGAGCCAGAACUUCAACAUGGCCUCCAUGGUGCUCUGCUACCUCAGCGCCUCCAUCAACCCUGUCGUCUACAACCUCAUGUCCAGGAAGUACAGGGCUGCGGCCAAACGCCUCUUCCUGCUGCACCAGCGGCCCAGACAGGCUCACCGUGGCCAGAGACAGCUCUGUGUGACAGACCACAUCUCCACACUGAACGAAAGCCUGACUGGGGUCUGA